Messenger RNA from Galdieria sulphuraria, 677 nucleotides. RefSeq names its product glycerol-3-phosphate dehydrogenase (NAD+). The transcript has 2 exons. Gene Ontology annotation, molecular function: glycerol-3-phosphate dehydrogenase [NAD(P)+] activity; NAD binding. Gene Ontology annotation, biological process: glycerol-3-phosphate catabolic process. Gene Ontology annotation, cellular component: glycerol-3-phosphate dehydrogenase (FAD) complex; cytosol. The record is from RefSeq and is a predicted model, not a curated record. Bases 133 to 654 code for a protein of 173 amino acids. Lineage: Eukaryota; Rhodophyta; Bangiophyceae; Galdieriales; Galdieriaceae.
UCCAGAAAUGGUCGUCCGUUUCCAUUUCUUCUUCUGUGGCCUUCCAGCGAUUAUUUCCAAGUCGGUUAGGCAUCUUCAGUGGCCAUUCAUUGGUUAAAAACAAAGCUCUUUGGUUCUCAAGUCUUUCAGAUCAUGUCUUCUCAACAAGAAAGAGUAGCUAUAGUGGGUUCCGGUAACUGGGGCUCAGCAGCUUCCAGGUUGAUUGGCAAAAAUGUUCGAAAAAGUUCCCGUUUCGAGGAUCGAGUCAAUAUGUGGGUAUACGAAGAAGUAGUGAAUGGUCAAAAACUGACGGAGAUAAUAAACACCCAACACGAAAACAUCAAAUAUUUACCGGGUUACAAGUUGCCAGAAAAUAUUGUGGCAGUACCCGACAUAGUGGAAGCAGUAAAGGGUGCUACGGUAUUGGUAUUUGUAGUUCCCCAUCAAUUUAUUCGCAAUCUAUGCAAACAAAUGAAAUCAGCCAUUUCUAAACGCUGUAGAGGAAUCAGUCUUAUCAAAGGAAUCGACUUUAAUGAAUCUGGUCCUCUGCUGAUCACAGAUAUUAUCAAAAGUGAACUGAAUAUUCCAAUGUGUGCUUUAAGUGGUGCGAAUAUAGCGAAUGAAAUAGCAGCAGAAGUGUUUUGUGAUAUAUCCAUUGUUUGCUUUAAGUGGUGACGAAUAUAGCGAAUGAAAUAGCG